AUGUCGUCCUCAAAUUCUCCUUGCGCUGCGUGUAAGUUCUUACGUCGGAAAUGCACUCAAGAAUGCGUGUUUGCCCCGUAUUUCCCGCCGGAUCAGCCUGUAAAAUUCGCGAAUGUACACAAAGUCUUCGGAGCAAGCAAUGUCGCUAAAAUCCUCAACGAGCUCAACGCUAGCCAAAGAGAAGACGCCGUGAAUUCGUUAGCAUAUGAGGCGGAGGCGCGUCUCCGGGAUCCUGUUUACGGUUGCGUCGGAUUAAUCUCCAUCCUCCAGACACGAUUGAAACAAGUCCAGACCGAUUUACUAAUCGCGAAACAGGAAUUGUGCACUUACAUCGGUGGACAGUCUCCGGCGAUGCUGCCGUGUUUAAACCCAGGGUUUAUACAACAAUAUCAAAAUAUGCUACCGUCGCCGGCGACUGUGGCGGCGAUGGCGUCGGGAGGACCUGGUAUGCAUCCUAACAUCCAGCAGAUGUUAACGCUUCAAGGUCCAGGAAAUCUCCGAGAUGCUCAACAUCAACAACAACAAUUAUAUGAAGCUCAUCAACGUCAAAUGGUAGAAGCUGCUAGAGAACAGGAGAUGUUAAGAAAUUUAGAGCAUCAACAACGUGUACAACAACAACAAUUACAACAGCAACACCAAUCGGCGGAUUUGAUGAGGUUUAACUCCGGUUUUGACGCCGCCGGACCUUCUGGACAGCCGGCGGUGAAUCCGAACGGGUAUACGCAGUUAACCGGUCCGGCGACCAUGUCUCCGUCGUUAGCUCUCGGUGGCGCUUAUGACAAUAACAUGUAUCAGAUCCAGCACCACCGACAACCGCAGCCGGAGCACGAACAGCAUCAUCAACUACAGCACCAGAACCACCAACAACCACCGCAUGAACACCAUCAACAACUACAGCUCCUCCCUCAUCACCUCAUGCUUCAACACCAACCUCAGCCACCGCAACAACCAGCGGCGCCACCACAUCAUGGAGACGGAAUACUCCAGCAAUCAUUCUUGUUCUCUCACACGGGAUUAUAAACGUACAAAGUCAAAGGAGAGGUUUGACCGAUGGUAUUAUUUGUCUUUCUACAAUUUAGUAUUUUAGGUGAUUUGGACAUAAAGAUUUUGACUGCAUCAUGGGGAUUUUAAAAGGGUAGCGUAUUGAGUAGAAAUUCUGAAUACAUUUUUUUUUUUAGAAUAUGACUCUUUGAGUCUUUGCUUUGGUUUCUACAAUUCAACAAGUAAUUCUAGGGUUUCUGAUUUCCUUCGAAUAUACACAAAGGAGUGAGGGGCUCAACUUGUUCAUGUUAGUUAAAAAAAUGGAAAUUUUUAUUGGUUAUAUAAAAU
Molecule: messenger RNA, 1329 nt
Organism: Lactuca saligna
Lineage: Eukaryota; Viridiplantae; Streptophyta; Magnoliopsida; Asterales; Asteraceae
Source: the annotation of a GenBank genome assembly